Messenger RNA from Chionomys nivalis (European snow vole), 6252 nucleotides. RefSeq names its product PP2A Aalpha (PPP2R1A) and B55A (PPP2R2A) interacting phosphatase regulator 1 (gene Pabir1). Gene Ontology annotation, molecular function: protein serine/threonine phosphatase inhibitor activity. The transcript is spliced from 2 exons. Lineage: Eukaryota; Metazoa; Chordata; Mammalia; Rodentia; Cricetidae. The record is from RefSeq and is a predicted model, not a curated record. Gene Ontology annotation, biological process: mitotic G2/M transition checkpoint. Gene Ontology annotation, cellular component: cytoplasm; nucleus. The coding region runs from base 94 to 954 and encodes 286 amino acids.
UCGAAGGCGGCGGCGGCAGCGGCGGCCUUCGGCCGCGGGGAAUGGGAAUCUCAGGGCCCUGACUGAGCACCGCCCCCGCCUCCCUGCCGAGACAUGGCUCAGGAGAAGAUGGAGCUGGACCUGGAGCUGCCCGCGGGCACGGGCGCGAGCCCGGCGGAGGGCGGUGGCCCGGGCGGUGGGGGCCUCCGGAGAUCUAACAGCGCCCCCCUGAUCCACGGCCUCAGCGACUCCUCGCCGGUUUUCCAGGCCGAAGCGCCCAGCGCCAGGCGGAACAGCACGACGUUCCCGAGCCGCCACGGCCUGCUGCUCCCGGCCUCGCCGGUCCGCAUGCACAGCAGCCGCUUGCACCAGAUCAAACAGGAGGAGGGCAUGGACCUGAUCAACCGAGAGACGGUCCACGAGCGCGAGGUGCAGACCGCAAUGCAGAUAAGCCACUCCUGGGAGGAAAGUUUCAGCCUGAGUGACAACGACGUGGAGAAAUCCGCCUCUCCAAAGCGCAUCGAUUUCAUUCCGGUGUCUCCAGCACCGUCCCCGACCCGGGGAAUUGGGAAGCAGUGUUUUUCACCGUCUUUGCAAAGUUUUGUGAGUAGCAACGGAUUGCCUCCAAGCCCUAUUCCCAGCCCCACCACCCGGUUUACUACCCGGCGAAGCCAGAGUCCCAUCAACUGCAUCAGACCAAGUGUUCUUGGACCAUUGAAAAGAAAAUGUGAAAUGGAAACUGAUUAUCAGCCAAAGAGAUUUUUCCAGGGCAUCACCAACAUGCUAUCUUCUGACGUUGCACAGCUGUCAGACCCCGGCGUGUGCAUAGCCUCCGAUACCCUGGAUGGAAACAGCAGCAGUGCCGGAUCUUCCUGUAACUCACCAGCGAAAGUCAGCACUACCACCGACUCUCCUGUGUCGCCUGCCCAAGCAGCCUCCCCCUUUAUUCCAGUAGAUGAACUUUCGUCUAAGUAAUUCACCCGUCUUGAACCCCCCUCCCCCAGUGGAGAGAGAGACAGAAUCAAGUUAGAGCAAGCACUGAACCUUGUCGAUUAAGUUGAGGCUGUUUCCUAUUUGACUCUCCCCCUCCCCUUUUUUUUGGAAGUUCCUGAAAUGUUAUUCUAGAGAAUUUCUAUGUCAGGUUCCUGCAGACGCCCUUGAAUUCAGUGUAGUAAUAUUUUCGGACUUUUUAUCAAUAAGUGUGUUGAAGCAUACAUUUUACGCUGCUAAUAUGUCUAAAUACAUAUGUUAUCCCUUGAUUUUUUAAAUAAUUGAGAGCUCUAUUUAUUUAUGGGAUUAUUAAGUUCUGAUGAAAAUAUAAAUGUUGAAUUUCAGUUUAGUAAACUGAUGUUUUAAAAUUCCAUAGUUCAUGGCACACUAAUUUUUAAUGUUUUUAGUGAUUACUGUUUUCCAUCUAUUGAAGAACUUACCUUCUUACAGCUUUAAAGAAAAAUGUUAGUCAUAUCAGUCCAUUGGUUGUCUAGUAAACCUAGGAGUCCUUGGAUAUUUAAUGUCCUAGGCACAAAAGUAGAUGGGAGGGGAAAUGCCAAAAAGAGAAAUAAUAACAUUUUUCAGCAAAUAUUUUAAAAAAUUAAAAUUAAGUAUAUAGAAGUAAACAUUUAAGAAGGACAUUUUCUAACAAAAUUUUAAUAGUGAAGUCACAUCAGUAUAACUUCAAAAAUGAAAAGUUUCUUUUUGAAAACAUUUUUAACCAGAAAGUGCAUUCUCUUGAGUAUAAUCCUCAAAGUUCAAUGGGACUGUGCCUUGUUGUCUUAGCUCACUGUAGAAGGCAAAGGCAAGGCUCAUGCUACCAUGUCAAACUUAACAUUUGUGAAAUAUAGAUGUUUGGGAAACCCUAUUGAGUGUUGGGAGAACACCCAGACAGACGAUAUUCUCUCAAUCAUCGAUAGACUUUACUAUCCAGUCAUGUCUUGAUUCUUAAAAUUCUUGCUAAUGAGAAGUCAGAGCAGCAUUUGGCUGCUCUUCUGCUCUGUCCAUCUGUCACCUGCUCAGGAAGGAAGCAGCUGUUUCCUUGCCAACAGGUACUUCCUACACCCUAUCAAGCUAGGACAUAGACCAAGGUACCUCCGACUUGGAUUCUGACGGAGUGAUGGAUCUCUAUGGUUGGAGCUACAUUAGCAACAGUGGAAAUGUUACUUGAAGGCCGAUGGGGUACAGGAGAUCAGUGGAGAGUCACAACGUAAAUCAUCACUUAGGUUUCCGUAAAGGUGUAGUUAUGGAGUGCUUUUCUUUUGCGAUUAAGAUAAAUGACAGAUAGUUUUUAUAUUGUACUUUAUAAUACUUCAUCUAUCCUAGAUAGACAAGGCAAGCAGACAGACAGAUGAAAUAAAUAACAGAUCAAUAAGAAAAGGUUAAAAAAUGAUACUUUAAGAAAGACCAUGACAAAAACUCGUUUUUAAAGUCAUUGCCUACAGAUUUUAAGAAUUAUAUGGAAUUUUUACAACUAUGAGAAUAAAUGGAACUGGUCAACUCUUGACAGUUGCAUCAAGUUUCAGUGAAAUAACAUCAAGGGUAAGGUUGUGUCUGUAUGUGUAACAUUUCUGGGUAAUAGUGUAUUUUGCUGACUCCCUGAUUGUUCCUCAGCUUAAACUUACAGCAUAUCCAGUUUCCUAUGGGGUGCUUGACCUACUUAUAGAGGAACUUUAAUAACUUCAAAACAAGAUUCACCGCCACAUUUAAUGUGUUCUUGCAGGUUGAUGCCAUCAAUGCCUCCUUUCCUAAACUGGAUGCCAUGUGACAUCUGACUUCUUCCUGUCAAAUACAGCGUAACCACCAAGUUCUGUCAGUUUCUUCUAAAGUGUCUCAGUGUGUCUUGUGUUCUAUUCCAGCUCCCCUUGUCACCUGCCUUCCUGUGUCUCACCUACCCUAUGGCUUGCUCUUCACACUGGCUCCUGAAUAAUCUUAAUACAUUAUAAACUUGAUUUCUUUCACUUUCAUGCUCAAAAACUAUAUUGUUUCUGUCCUUAUAGUUUAGGUAGUUCUGUAUAGUUUCUGACUGUAGUGACCUGUAGUGGUGUGCCUGUUCCCGAAAGGAACUCCAGUCCUCUCAUCUCAGAACUCACCUCCCUCCUGCUGCUGCAGAGACUAGACUACUUGGUAAUCCCAAAAUAGACUACAUAUUCUUACAUGUUUGCACUUUUAAAAUGUGUGUGUUUGUCUCUGUGUGUACAUGUGUGCUGCACACACACUAUGGUCAGAGGACAAUGCAGAGGUCAUUCCCUUCAUCACGUGCAUUCUGGGAGUCAAACUCAAGUCACCAGGGGUGUCAGCAAGUUGUCAUGUCUUGUUGUUUGGUAGCUUGUUCUUUCUCCUGCAAUGAUAUUCCAGCAAAUGCCUUUUUAAGUUUGUGUGUGUGUGUGUGUGUGUGUGUGUGUGUAUACAUGCAUUGUGCACAUGCACACACAUGCACAUGAAGUCAGAAAGCAGUUUGUGUGAACUGAUUCUCUCCUUUCAGUGUUGGUUCCACUUGGCAGCAGGAGCCUAAAUUUACCCACUGACCUAUCUUGAACCAACCCCCCUCCACUUUUGAAUUCCACAUGAACUUCCACUGGAAACUGUGUAUAGAUUAUAAAAUACUUAAGUAAUGUAUACAUGUAUAUAGUUAAAAAUCUGCCAUUUACUAUGUAAACUUCAUUGUCUCUUCCUACAGGUAACAUCUGCUGACAGUUUGGUGUGCACUCUGCAAGCUGUGAUGCUCUGCAUUUCCCUGCAUAUAUGUGUGCGUGUAGAUGCAGGGCAUCAAUAUGCGUUGGCAGUUCUCUCCAUUUCUUUCACCCCAUCUUUAAUCACUCACCAGGUCUUACUGAUUUUAUCUCCUGGAAUCUAACUCCUGGUUUCAAUCUCUGCUGCCAGCAAGAUCCAGGCUAUUGUGGUAAAUCUUAAGUAAGCUAAGACUCAGCGUUUGUAUGAGUAAUUUACAUCACCAUAGCAACUUUAACCAUUCCUCUUAGCUCACGUGGACAUUUGUUUCCAAAAACACAUUUUUAAGAUAUUAAUGUUGCCAAUUCAGUAACUCUGACCUAAAGCAAUUAACAGCACUUAGUUAAAGGGCCAUUUUGUCAUAUCUAAUAAACUUCUGCAGUAUAUUUUCUUUCCUUGUGGGUGUAAAAUAUAUAUCGUGAAUGAACGAAAUCACAAAUGGUUACCAAACCAUAGGGCUGCUGGAUGCUGGGACUUUUAAGCAUACUUAAAAGUGCAUGCCCUCCAGAAGGACCUGGGUCAGAUUGCCUUCCAGCGAGUCACAUUGAUUAGUUCAACCCAUUACACAACCUACCUACCUCAAGAGACCACUUGAGAUAGUUGGCAGGAAAGCAAGUAGUCUGAACUUAGUGAAAGGCUGGACUUUUCCCCCUGUAUUUUUUGGGGGGGGAGGAGUGGGGGGAAAUUGGUAGAAAAUUAGAGAGAGGAAGUUGCUAUGAGGCAGGGAAGGCAAUGUAAACUACAAUCCUAAGUGGGUAUCAGAAAAGAAAAGACUUGCCCUUGGAAAGCAGAACUAGAAACCUGGUUUUCUUCUUCAAAUGGCAAAGACAAUGCAGCUGUUGGUUUGCUCUUGCAGUGGUUUGGGGGGCAGAGGUGUGGAGGAAGAUGUCAGUAGUAAAUUAGCUUCUCAUCUGCUUCCUCCAUCUAGUUAAUGGGGAACAUAGGCUAUUUGAGGGCAGGGUCAGAAGUGAACUAAAUGAUUAAUGGCCUGAGAAUGUCUAAAGAAGAGGCUUAAGAAUGAAUAGAGGGCUAGCCAGGAUUCUAUUCGCAUCCACACAGAGGUGAGCUGAACUGACUAGGUUUGGGAGUCAGCUAAGUAGGUACUAGUUAAUGUGAGCUAUGGCACAGUUGUUCCUGGGAAAGUACAGUUGAGUGAGAGGCGUUCGGGAUGGUCAGAGGAUGAGUGGGAUCCUAUUCAUGAUCUAACCUUAUAACCUGUCACCCCAAUGAACAUGGAGAACCUGGUCUCAUUGUGGCACUUUUAACUAUAAUUUUUCACGGUUGAUCUUAUUUAGCUAGGACAACCCAAGAGGCAAGCUUCCACCUGAGCUCCACUUACUUGGUAGACACUUGUAUCGCACUGCCCCUAAGACCCAAGACACAGUUUGUUGACAUCUAAGUAUUUCUGAAAAAUUAAAAUAAUCUUUAUAUAAAAUGUAAUGAAGUGUUUUCUGUGUAUCCAGCAUUUUUAGGGGCUAGUUUUCAAUGUAAUUAUUUUACCGUUUACCAAGAUGAUCUUGACCCUUGUUUUUUGAAUGAGGAAAUAGGGGUAGAGUGGUGAGGACCCUUGCCUGAGAGUCCAAAGCUGGACGCUUCGCUGCUGGUUGCAGUGGUUAUGAAUGUACUGCAGAGCCAGGCUGCUGUGGUUCAGGGGCCAGUGGAUGCGAGGACGGAACAACGGUACGGAACAGCGAAGGGACAUUGCGCUGACAGCUGUCAUUGUCAUGUGCUUCUGAGCAGUUCUUCUGUAACCUCCCCUGGAUUUGGAUCCAGCUCACUGGAACUGCAGAACAAGUCUUAUCUCUCCUUUUUAGCGCUAGUUGUCAUCCUUCCUUUACACAUCCAGAGCACUGAUCCUUCUCUCAUGUCUACUGCUUGCUCCAGAUCUUAGAGACGUUGGGUACUUUCUUCAAUGAAGUAAGGCUGUCAGGUGACAGUUCUCUCAGGACCCUUUGCCUUUCCAGGUGGGGAGGUCAGGGUCAUCUAGUAACAUAAAUUUUUGUGAGCAUCAGUAUUGUUUAUUGUUUAUAUCUGGAAUAUUUCCAUGCAGCAUUCAGUAUGUGCUCAGGCACCAUUUUCAUUAACCACUGCCCCCCCCCCCACACACACACACGUACACCACACUGUUUAACCCUUAUGAAAACCCUCUGAGGCAGAUAGUAUGAAUUUACUAUGACUAAUAUGAGAAAAUCAAAUUUUGUCUUUUAAAACGCCAUUUUUAAUUUUUCCCUUUUGAAUUUUGUUCCUUUUUGUUUUUUCUUGGUUAUUUAUUUUAUUCGAGAAGACCGUUUCCCAGCUACUUAACGCACUUGCUAAUUGUGUGAGUGUUACCAUUCUGUUUUUAAAUCAAAUGAUAUAUUUAUUUUGGAAUGAUUGUGUUCCAGGAAAUGAUCAGGAAGAUUAUUGUCUUUCAUCAGAGGUGAAAUACUGACAUGUGUGUAAGGAUAUCAUUGCAAAGCUUCACAUUUUAAAUUGAUUUGCUAUUUGAAACCAUAAGAGAUACUCAAACCCUCCCUCUUUUAUUGUUUUGUCUAAAUAAAUAUAAGAUUUGUU